Molecule: messenger RNA, 1498 nt
Organism: Xenopus laevis (African clawed frog)
Lineage: Eukaryota; Metazoa; Chordata; Amphibia; Anura; Pipidae
Product: extended synaptotagmin-1
Exons: 14
Coding region: 206-1246 (346 amino acids)
Source: RefSeq, a predicted model, not a curated record
CCUUCCAUGUUCUGUUUAGCCACCGCUGAUAACUGCAGUGAGGAUCCCGAGUGUAAAGAAGCAAAUUAUCCUUGAUGUGGACUUUAGUGCUGAAGCACCUAUUAAGGCUGAAGUGGCUCUACUCAAGCGUUUUUUAAAGGUUGGAGCCAGUCACAUUGAGUUACAGGGAACAGUGCGGGUGAUACUGGCACCGCUGGUGAAUGACAUGCCACUUUUUGGAGCGGUGACCUGGUAUCUGCCAGAACGACCGGCUGUGAAAGUUAGAUGGACUGGAAUCCUGUCGCGAAUUCCAGGAGUGAAGAAAUUACUGAACAAAGCGGCAUACAAAUUUGUGGACCUUUUCGUAGAGCCAGAAGUCACAUCUAUUAAAAUGCAGACAGACGUUGAUGUGGAUGCUUUGAACUUCAAAGUGCCCAAGAAUGUGAUUCGUGUUCAUGUACUGGAAGCUGAAGAUAUAAACUCAUGUGGUUUAAUAAGGAAGAUUUUCCGACCCUACGUGGUUAUAAGUGGUGCCGGCAAGAAGGCAAAGACGAAAUUAGCCAAGAGUCGCCAGCAACCAACUUGGAACCAAGCAUAUGAGAUGAUAUAUACGGAUCUUCCCUAUCAGAAGAUCAAAUUCGACUUCUGUUAUCGUGAAGUGGGAAAAACGAAAGUUUACGGCAGCUGCCAAAACAGUGUACAAGAGAUCAUUGAUAAGAAAUUCAUUGAUAAGUGGCUGCCAUUGCAGAAUGCGGAAUCAGGGAAACUCCACGUCAGACUGGAAAGCAUCAGUGCAGUGCUAGAUGCUAACAUGCUUCAACAGAUCAUAAGGGCCAAUGAGAUCUCACGGCCUGUGCAGAUAAAGGAGUUUUCAUCCGCCAUCCUUUUUGUUGAUGUUAGAAAAGGCAAGGAUCUCCAGCUGAACAAUAGUGAGGAGAAACCAACCACCAGAGUAGAGAUGAUGAUCCGGGAUGCCAAGAGGAAGACAAAGUUCCGCAAAGACACCAGGUUCCCGGACUGGAGACAAAAAUUCAGUUUUACUUUAAGAGACCCAAGAAAGGAGACUUUACAGAUAUUGGUAAAAGACAAGGUAAAAGGGAUGAUGGGAAGAAUGUCAGUUCCCUUGUCCAACCUCAUCUCGAAGGGUCUAACCAUGGAUGGCUGGAUUACACUGCAUCCGACCGAGCCUUAUGGUGCCGUGUUGAUGAAGAUAGAGCUAAGGAUUCUAGUGCCUCCGAGCUUUGGAGAAGAAAGUAAUAGGUCCUAACAGCUGAGCAUGUACCAGAGAUUCCCUACUCAACUAUCAACUUUGAAGGAAGAUGAUCUACAAAGAGAAGAGGAGCAGAGCAUUGUGGGAUGGAGGGAGAGGAUUGCUUCUCUAUCGAGUGGGAGAGAACAAAAUAAUAAAUAAAAGAUCUUUUGCCCUAUUUGCUGCCUGGACUAACUUUGGUUCUAUAUGACCUGGCAGCAGCCCAAGCUUAACUUCCUAAACAGUAAUCGAGGGAUAUGGAUAUAAGGA